AUGCGGGAUGGGGGUCUUUGCAGCCAGCAGAUCCGGAUUGCUCAUGAAGAGUUUGCAGAGGCACCAGAUCCUCAAGGACUGCAACCGAAGGUGUUAGAAAAUCGAGAAGUAGACCUGAACGGGCUCUAUAAGCUACUCCCGGAGAAUUUCCGUGGGGCCAGAGUCGGCAAUAGAAUGAUGUUUCACAUCGCCGGGGACGAAGGGCACAGGGUGGCCUCGCUGAGAAGGCAGAAGGAGGCAAAAGAUGAAUUGCUUUUUGGACUCAAACAUGGCCAACUGGUUGCUGACAUGGCAGAUAAUACCUUAGGACCUGGUGACUCGGUCAUCUUAGAGUUCGUGAACCAAGGAAGGGAAUGCUGGGAAUGGUCUCGCACGGAAAGUGGAAGUCAGACCCUCAGAGACAAGGCAGGUGGCCUCAGGGGAGUCUGCACUUACGUGGAUGCACCAGCUUGUUCUUCAGAGUCAGUGGCCGAGUAUCCAAGGAAUGUUGUGGAAACGAUAUUCUACAAAUUUGAACUUAGGCCUCCAGAGGCCUUACAGCUUCUACUCUUCUCCUCCUGGAACGUGAUGCUCUGUGAACAAGCCCAAGGUAGCCUCCCUAAUGAUGAGAAACCACAUGGAGAGAGAGGCCGCCGGCACGAGGAAGCCAACUCAUAUCAUGUAGAGCAGAGACGACCCAUCCUACAGCUUUUGCCUAGGGAGCUGCAGGGAAAAGGCAAGUGGAAACCACAGGAGCUCUUUAUCCAGAAGCUCCGAGAGACGCUGAGCUCGCAAACCUCUGGCGCCAACAACUUCUUCAGCAAUUUUGCUGAGUUUGGCAGCCACAGGAGUCGGCUCAGACAUUAUUGCCUCAACUGGGCGUCAGCAGCUUUGGCACAGCUCAAUUCAGACUCUGGGAGCGUUGUAGAGGACAGCAAACCCAAAGGAUGGAAGGAAGAUGAAUCCCUGAGUCACCGCUUGGAGGAGAGCUGCCAGACCUGUUUUGAGUUGCAACAGGCCCCGGUCCGUUCCGUGAGAUGGUUUCCAGGCAUCUCCGAGUGUAAAGGUAGCAUGAUGGCAGCCGACCUUCCAGGGUCCAGCACAACAGAGAGCGAAAGCCACGUGGUGGUUUUGACAAUUGAGCCCUGCCUUGAAGAAGACAAGAAGGGAGUCAAGCCAGUCCAAGAGAGCUCUGGGAUGGCCCCUGGCGAUCCAGAUCCGUCUUCAAUACCAAGGUCUCAGUCAGCAGCCAUUGCCUCACCCACCAGAAAGGGCUGUUUUCCCUCAGAGCUGCAAUUAGCCCAGCUCACGAAGGAUACGCCGAGGCCACUCCUGGCCGCCAACCAUCGCUCCCGCUGUGACACCCUCCAACUGGAGAAGUUCACCGACGAAGAAGGGCAGGAGUACCUCACCCGCUCUUUCCCUCAGGGCUCUGUACAAGCUCCUACUUCUGACAGGAACGUUCUUCCUUCUCAAAUCUUCACUCGGACUCCCAUCCCCAGCUUGAUGCUUCCUGCUUCCCCAGUGAGCCGAGGCCCCUUGAUCGCUGCCUGCUGCCUCAGCUCUGGUCUCCUAGCAACCGUCAGCCUUCACAGUUUGGGAGGUAGAGGUGUCAAAGGGAGCCAGGGUGGCGGAGUCCCAGGAAUUCUUGGCAAGUUGAUCAGCCUCGUCAGAAGCGAUCUCUCGGUGGACCCCACACGAAUCCUCCAGGGACUGGCGGGCAGGAGACAGUGUGCUACAAAGAGGAAUGCUGGAAGGGAAAGUAAAUCAACAAGCUGGGAAGAUGAUGGUUGGGGAGCAUGGGAAGAAACAGAACCCCAAGAACCUGAAGAAGAAGGAAAUACUUGCAAAGCACAAAAAACUUCCUGGCUGCAAGACUGUGUUUUAUCCUUAUCUCCGACCAAUGAUCUUAUGGUUAUAGCUCGAGAGCAAAAAGCUGUUUUUCUAGUGCCAAAAUGGAAAUACAGUGAUAAAGGAAAGGAAGAAAUGCAAUUUGCUGCUGGCUGGAGUGGUUCUUUAAAUGUCGAAGAAGGAGAGUGUGUAACCAGUGCUCUGUGUAUCCCACUAGCAAGCCAAAAGAGGAGUUCCACCGGGCGUCCUGACUGGACCUGCAUCGUGGUGGGCUUUACUUCAGGUUACGUACGCUUCUACACGGAGAACGGCGUGCUCCUGCUCGCACAGCUUUUGAAUGAGGACUCUGUGCUCCAGCUUAAGUGCAGGACCUAUGAAAUCCCACGGCAUCCUGGCGUGACCGAACAGAAUGAAGAGUUGAGUAUCUUAUAUCCAGCUGCCAUUGUGACUAUUGAUGGAUUUAGCCUUUUUCAGUCUCUUCGUGCUUGUCGAAAUCAGGUAGCAAAAGCUGCGGCAUCAGGCAAUGAGAACAUACAGCCACCACCGUUAGCUUAUAAAAAAUGGGGUCUACAAGAUAUCGACACUAUUAUUGAUCAUGCUAGUAUUGGUAUUAUGACUCUGUCCCCGUUUGAUCAAAUGAAGACUGCUUCCAAUGUAGGUGGAUUUAAUGCAGCAAUUAAAAACAGCCCACCUGCCAUGUCUCAGUACAUCACUGUCGGGUCCAAUCCAUUCACUGGCUUCUUCUAUGCUUUAGAGGGAAGCACGCAACCAUUAUUAUCUCAUGUUGCCCUGGCUGUUGCAAGUAAGCUCACUUCGGCUUUAUUUAACGCUGCCAGUGGUUGGCUCGGUUGGAAAAGUAAGCACGAGGAAGAGGUGGUGCCGAAGCAGAAGCCGAAGGUGGAGCCCGCUGCCCCGUUAGCUGUAAGAUUUGGACUUCCAGAUUCUAGACGCCAUGGUGAAAGUAUAUGUCUGUCUCCAUGUAACACGCUGGCAGCAGUAACGGAUGAUUUUGGCAGAGUUAUUUUAUUGGAUGUAGCUAGAGGAAUCGCAAUACGCAUGUGGAAAGGGUAUCGAGAUGCACAGAUCGGUUGGAUGCAAAUCGUAGAGGACCUCCACGAAAGGGUACCAGAAAAGGCGGACUUUUCCCCCUUUGGAAAUACUCAGGGUCCAAGUCGUGUAGCUCAGUUCCUUGUGAUCUACGCACCCAGAAGAGGAAUCUUGGAAGUGUGGGGCACACAGCAGGGGCCUAGGGUAGGAGCCUUCAACGUGGGAAAGCACUGCAGGCUUCUGUAUCCUGGCUAUAAAAUAAUGGGCUUAAAUAAUGUCACCAGUCAGAGCUGGCAGCCACAGACUUACCAGAUCUGUCUUGUUGAUCCAGUGUCUGGAAGUGUGAAAACAGUAAACGUUCCUUUCCAUUUAGCACUGAGCGACAAGAAGUGUGAGCGAGCCAAGGACAUGCACCUAGUGAAGAAACUGGCGACCCUGCUGAAAACAAAACCUCCCAAUCUCGAUUUGGUUGAAACAGAAAUAAAGGGAUUAAUUCUUGAUAUUAAGUAUCCUGCAACGAAGAAACAAGCUUUGGAAAGCAUUUUGGCGAGUGAACGUUUACCAUUUUCCUGCCUUAGAAACAUCACUCAGACUUUAAUGGACACUUUAAAAAAUCAAGAACUGGAGUCUGUGGAUGAAGGAUUGCUACAGUUUUGUGCCAAUAAACUGAAACUACUCCAUCUUUAUGAGUCUGUCAGUCAGUUAAAUUCCCUUGAUUUUCAUUCAGACACACCAUUCUCAGAUAAUGACUUGGCUGUGUUACUGAGGCUUGAUGAAAAAGAACUGCAUAAGCUCCAGGCAUUACUAGAGAAGUACAAACAGGAAAAGUCCAGAACUACUACCGUCCGAUUCUCUGAUGAUAAGGAUGGUGUGUUGCCUGUAAAAACAUUCCUGGAAUAUUUAGAAUAUGAGAAAGAUGCGAUCAACAUCAAAAAGAUGAGUGAAGAGGAGUAUGUGGCUUUAGGCAGCUUCUUUUUUUGGAAGUGUUUGCAUGGAGAAAGCUCUACUGAGGAUAUGUGUCGUACAUUGGAGUCAGCUGGACUUAGCCCUCAGCUGUUGUUGGCUCUGCUGCUAAGUGUUUGGCUUUCCAAGGAAAAAGAUAUUUUGGAUAAACCGCAGUCUGUGUGCUGUCUUCACACGAUGCUGUCCCUCCUGAGCAAGAUGAGAGUGGCCAUCGACGAGACCUGGGACUCCCAGUCUGUGUCCCCGUGGUGGCAGCAGAUGCGGACGGCUUGUGUUCAGUCUGAGAACAACGGGGCCGCCCUGCUGUCUGCACACGUCGGCCAUUCCGUUGCCGCACAGAUCUCGAACAGUCUGACUGAGAAGAAAUUUUCCCAAACAGUCUUGGGUGCUGAUUCCGAGGCCCUCACCGACUCCUGGGAGGCCCUCUCUCUUGACACCGAGUACUGGAAGCUCCUGCUGAAACAGCUGGAGGACUGUCUCAUACUUCAGACACUACUUCACAGCAGGGCAAACACGCCAACCUCCAAAGUGUCAUCGCUGCAGGCUGAGCCCCUCCCGAGGCUUUCUGUCAAAAAGUUAUUGGAAGGAGGAAAAGGUGGCAUUGCAGACAGUGUAGCCAAGUGGAUAUUUAAACAGGACUUCAGCCCUGAGGUGUUAAAACUGGCUAAUAAGGACAGAGAUGCAGAAAACCCAGAUGAACCCAAAGAAGGUAUUAACAGAGGUUUAUAUGAGGUGCCAGAGGUGGAGACGAACCUCGGAACUAUACCAGACUUGCUGCAUUCAGCCUAUAGGCAGUUUCCCUGUAGCCUUGAGCUAGAUGUGCUCUACGCGCAUUGUUGUUGGGAGUAUGUUGUUCAAUGGAAUAAAGACCCAGAGGAAGCACGUUUUUUCGUUAGGUCAAUAGAACACUUGAAGCACAUUCUUAAUGCACAUGUUCAGAAUGGUAUUGCACUGAUGAUGUGGAAUACAUUCUUGGUUAAAAGAUUUUCUGCUGCUACAUACUUGAUGGAUAAGGUUGGAAAAUCACCAAAGGAUAGGUUAUGCCGAAGGGAUGUGGGGAUGAGCGACACGGCAAUGACCUCUUUCCUCGGCUCCUGCUUGGAUCUUCUUCAGACUUUAAUGGAGGCUGACGUUAGCAGGGAUGAAAUGCAGGCACCUGUCCUGGAUACGGAGGACGCGUGGCUCGCCGUCGAAGGACCGAUCUCGAUCGUGGAGCUGGCCUUCGAGCAGAAACACAUCCACUACCCGCUGGUGGAGCACCAUUCCGUCCUGUGCUCCAUCCUCUUCGCCAUUAUGAGGUUUUCUCUGAAAACCGUGAAGCCACUUUCACUCUUUGAUAGUAAGGGGAAGAAUGCAUUUUUCAAAGACCUAACUUCAAUUCAGUUAUUACCUAGUGGGGAAAUGGAUCCAAACUUUAUUUCUGUACGACAACAGNUCUUACUGAAAGUCGUUAGUGCAGCUGUCCAGGCCCAGCAUUCAGUCAUGAAGGACAGAGAGUCCUCCGAAGAGGCACCAACCACUCCUUUUGGGAAAGACCAAGAUUGGCCAGUUCUGGCCGUGGAUUUGGCUCAUCACCUUCAAGUUAGUGAAGAUGUUGUUCGAAGGCAUUAUGUGGGGGAACUCUACAACUAUGGAGUUGACCACUUAGGAGAAGAGGCCAUCCUCCAGGUUCAGGACAAAGAGGUCCUCGCCUCUCAGCUGCUGGUGUUAACAGGGCAGAGACUGGCGCACGCGCUUCUCCGCACCCAGACGAAAGAAGGCAUGGAGCUGCUGGCCCGACUCCCACCCACGCUCUGUACCUGGCUGAAAGCGAUGAACCCCCAGGAUCUUCAAAACACAGAAGUGCCAAUCGCAACAACAGCUAAACUAGUACAUAAAGUAAUCGAGCUGCUACCGGAAAACCACGGGCAGUACGGUUUAGCCUUACACCUCAUUGAAGCUGUGGAAGCCAUAUCGAGUCCUUCUUUAUGA
Molecule: messenger RNA, 5811 nt
Organism: Puma concolor (puma)
Lineage: Eukaryota; Metazoa; Chordata; Mammalia; Carnivora; Felidae
Source: RefSeq, a predicted model, not a curated record